Messenger RNA from Aspergillus nidulans FGSC A4, 4395 nucleotides. RefSeq names its product pentatricopeptide repeat protein. Lineage: Eukaryota; Fungi; Ascomycota; Eurotiomycetes; Eurotiales; Aspergillaceae. The coding region runs from base 240 to 4058 and encodes 1272 amino acids. The record is from RefSeq and is a predicted model, not a curated record. The transcript has a single exon.
CACCUUUGUCUUUUUCUUCUUCACACUCUCUUCACAUUUUAUUAUCCCCCUUUCUUUUCGUCUCGCGCGUUCAUUGGCGACCCCGUCGUCAAAUGAACCUGCAUUAUCACCUUUCUCCGGAAAAUAAGGUACAGUCCUCCAGGAGAUCCGACAACUCCCAACAACUCAGCCAGGAUUAAGACCCUAAUCAGUCCUAGUGUUGCCUCUUCCCAUUGAUGAAGAGGUCCCCCGCAAGAUAAAUGGUCUUCAAGCCGUUUACCCAUAUCGCGCGUCAGAGUUUCACCAAAGCCUUCACUCAUGGCUAUGCUCAAUCAGUAGUUGCCGCCUCGCAGUCGUCCUACGCGUCGUCAACCACACUCAAUCAUCUCACCGUUGCGAACCCGGCAAAAUACUCUCGAACUACUCAGUUACAACAUGUCUUCCAACCGUCGAGUUCUUCAGGUGCCGGCGCGAAGGCCAGCCAGGGUAGCUCGGGUGGUGGUGAUGCAGGCUUAGCCGCCUACUAUGCGGCGUGGCAACAAGCCCAGCAGACUGGUGACGACAGCGACUGGAAACAGUUGCAGUUGAAACGAGGUCUUGGCUGGAAACCGCUCACGGAGGAAGAAGCGAGUAAACGAAAGGACGAAAAUGGCCUGUCCCCCACCGCUCGGUCCGAUCUCAAUCACUCUCCGCAUCUCACCCAGGCCUCUGUCAAUGCCGAUGUGAGUGCAAAGGUUGAAGAAGCAGUGGCCCGCGAGAUCCAGAUACAAGAAGAACAAGCACGGGCGGAGGAAGCGUCGGAGGCGCAGGAUGCCUCUGCCACCGAGGCAUUCCCGGACCUGCCGGAUGAUGUAGCUGCUGUUGGUGAUAUCGCGACAGAAGAGUCCCGCCUUGCUUCAGAAAGGAUCGAGCAACUCGCCUGCGAUAAGAAGUUUGUGGAUAUCCCUGGUGCCUUCGCAGCUCUUCUUCGAGACGGCCUUACGCCGACCGUUGGCGCCUACAAUGCUUUGUUGGACUCAGCUAUUGAACUCCACGAUGAUCGAUCACAGGCGAUCCCGAAGGCGCUCGAUGUUUACUCGGAUAUGCUUCGUCGUAGGGUAAUUCCUGAUGAACAAACGUACCGGAUGCUGGUUCAGCUCUUCGUGUUACGUGCCCACGACGCCAUGAAAGCGAUGGAGGUGCUGGAGCAGGAGAGGGUCCGUUAUGGAGGAAUGGAGGAGCCUGGAAAGUUCAUGCUGCACUCCAGUGAGCUUGAGAAGGCCAUUUUGGCUGAGGAUGACUCUCUUGGAAUUGCGCUUAAGCUUUUCGACACGGCCACUGCCCGACAUGCGGAUCUUGUCUUCCCGAUCGAUACGUACCGCCAUUUGAUUAGUGCCUGCGCCACUGAGGGUAAGGUUGACGCGAUGGUUCGCGUGUAUGCACACAUGGAGUCUCACAAAGUGACCCCUCACGCCUCCAUCUUCCCCUCAAUGAUUGACGCCUUUGCUUCCGCCGGCGAGUUGACGAGUGCUGUUGAGUGCUAUAAUGAGUAUAGGUCACUCGCGGUGUCCGAUGACAAUGGAACAUUCUGCAUUAUUCAGCGUCUGGAUGGCCAGGUUUAUGCCGCUUUGAUCAAGGCUUACAUUACAUGUGGCAAGGAGGAAAAUGCGAUGCGUUUCCUCGAUCGCAUCCGGUCCUCCUUUGAUGAAGUUACUGAAAACCGUGAAACGCGACAAGAGGCACUGGAGUCAGUUAUCAUCCAUGACGCCCUUGUGCAACAUGCUCUGAAAUCGGGAGAUUAUGCUAAGGCGCUUGGGCAAGCCAAAACUCGGUUACGCGACGGAGCUCUUGAUCAGGCCAUGUCUCAGAUCUGCAUAGCGGCGGCCGAUUCCGGCAACUUGGAGAUCGCUUCCGAAGCAUACGAUCUUCUCCCCAAGGACGUGGAGACACGACAGAAGCCUGCCGUUUCUAUGUUAGCUUUGCACGUCCGUGACGGCAAUGUGUCAGCUGCUCGGUCCUUGUGGCUGAUGUUAAGCACUGUGGGUCAGGCAACGUCGGAUAUGGUGCAGCCGACUGUGAUGUAUGCAGUCGCUCUUCUGAAGAGUGGUCGCACCGAGGAAUCUCUUGUUGAGGCGCGGAAUAUGUUUAGCCGCAUCCGCUCUUCCAACGAUCUCUCUUCGAACUCUCUUCGUGAACAGAUCAACGAGUGUAUUCACCUCCUCAGUCGUGUUCUUGUCCAGAGCGCUGCUAUACUUUCAACCCAAGCGUCAAUGUCACUUCUCUGGUUGAUGGCGGAGAACGGCGCCUUGAUCUCACCAGUUGCUCAACACGCCGUUGCGUUUCUAGGACCUCUGGAGAUUUCGCAGCUCAAUUCACGCGAUCUCGCUCUCGCCCUUCAGGUUCAAGCUGGAAUUCUGGUCAACAACAGCGCUAUGUCUUUUGAUGCCGCACACCCUAUUCGAUUCUCUCAUAUGUUGGACAUUGCUCUAGCAACAGGACUCGCGAUGGAUUCCACUACCGUCAAUCUCGUUGACCAAGCAGUUAAUAAGCUUUUCACUAGCCGGCCUGACAUGGUCAGCCGAUGGCACAGUUACUUGGGCCUGACAUCUAGCCCGUCUAGCUACAUUUCUGGUCCGCACACCCCUGUCUCGGAGAUUUCGAGUAUGAGCUCGGUUCUGAGUGAGGACUCGUUUGACCCUUAUGCAUACGCUACCGACUUCAAGGGAUCGGCGCUGAUCGCUGAUGGACUCGAGAGCACUAAUGGUCGGCCCGAGGCUCACCUCAAUGAAGCUCUUAAUAGGCUCCGCAACAUGCGUCGCGCUGGUCGACACCCUCGCUACGUCACCUAUGCCAAACUUAUUGGGGCUGCAGCCAAGAACAACCGCGUUGAUCUUGUGCACGAAGUCUUGAGUAUGGCUAGGCGUGACGUUCCUCUUCUGCCCCAGUAUAAGGCUGUUAAGUAUGGCUGGACUUCUAUCCUUGAUGCCAUGGUUGCCGCUUGCUUAACCCUAGGUGACCGUGGCCUUGCCGCCAAGUAUCACCACGAGCUGUCCGAACUUGGCUCUGCCCCCUCUGCCAACACUUUCGGCCUGUACAUCACCACAUUGAAGGAAUCCACCAAGACAUUCGACGAAGCCACCGAAGCCUUGAAGAUCUUCCACCGUGCUGUUGCAGAGGGUGUUGAGCCCACAUCGUUCUUGUACAAUGCUCUUAUUGGCAAGCUGGGCAAAGCCCGUCGUAUCGAUGAUUGCCUCCAGUACUUCGCCGAGAUGCGUGCCAACAAUGUCCGACCUACCAGUGUCACCUAUGGAACUAUUGUCAACGCACUUUGCCGUGUUAGCGAUGAACGUUUUGCCGAGGAGAUGUUUGAAGAGAUGGAAUCCAUGCCAAAUUACAAACCCCGUCCCGCACCUUACAACUCCAUGAUUCAAUAUUUCCUCAACACAAAACGCGACCGCAGCAAGGUUUUGGCCUAUUACGAGCGUAUGCUCAGCCGCAACAUCAAGCCGACCAUGCAUACCUACAAGCUCCUUAUCGACGCGCAUGCUUCUCUAGAACCCGUUGAUAUGGAGGCCGCUGAAAAGGUACUGGAGACUGUUAGGGCAUCUGGACAAGAACCGGAAGCCGUGCAUUAUGCGUCGCUCAUUCAUGCUAAGGGCUGUGUGAUGCGGGAUAUGGAAGCUGCCCACGACGUGUUCAAGUCUGCUGUUUCAAACCCCAAGGUUAACGUGCAGCCUUGCCUGUACCAGGCCCUUCUCGAAUCCAUGGUUGCUAACCGCCAGGUCGCGCAGACCGAAACUGUUGUUGAGGACAUGGUCAAACGUAGGGUGGAGAUGACCGCUUACAUCGCCAACACCCUCAUCCACGGAUGGGCCGCCGAAGGAAACAUCCAAAAGGCCCAGGCUAUUUAUAACAGUGUCGGGAUUGAAAAACGGGAACCAAGUACGUACGAGGCCAUGACUCGUGCGUUCUUGGCCGCCGACGACCAUGCGAGCGCUUCUCGCACGGUGCAGGAGAUGCUCUCCCGCGGGUAUCCUACGGCCGUGGCUCACAAGAUUGCCGAUCUUGUGGGCAAUGGUGCAGUCACAGCCACUCUCUAAAGUGGUUGUUCAGUUCUUUGACGAUAAAAGUUGCCUCUUUUCUUCAUAUCCAGACGCCCACCACUGGGAUCUUAUCGCAUCCACACAGGGCUGGACCCGGUUUUCUCUAGCUCCCCAGCCCGACAUUAACUAUGGACAUUGGGAGGCACUUGAAUGCCAGGAGCUCUUCGUAUUUAUUUGGACAUAUUGCAUUCAGCGGGUAUGGCGUUCGUCGCAUUUUUGUAUCUAUACCACUGUUUGGGCUAUGGUUCUGCUUUUUUUUCUUUUGUUCAUUUCUUUCCAUUUGUUUGAUAGAGACUCUCAACUCUCACGUCAAUGAUAUACGACGUUCGACGAU